AUGUUUCUCGAUCACAAGACACUGUACUACGACGUCGACCCCUUUCUCUUUUACGUCAUGUCGACCCGGAGCGACAAGGGCUGCCAUAUCGUAGGAUACUUCUCCAAAGAGAAGGAGAGUGCGGACGGAUACAACGUGGCUUGUAUCAUGACUCUGCCGCAGCACCAGAGGAAGGGAUACGGAAGGUUGCUGAUUCAGUUCUCAUACGAGCUAUCCAAGAUCGAAGGCAAGCUAGGAUCACCGGAAAAGCCGCUUUCAGAUCUGGGCCUCUUGAGUUAUCGCCAGUACUGGUCCGAAAACAUACUCGAUCUGCUGCUAGGCUACAACGAGCGAGACGACAGAGUGACGAUAGAGGUGAUUUCCAAAACUCUAGCCAUGAUGACUCAGGAUGUCGAACACACCCUGCAAGCAAUGAAUAUGCAAGUCUAUCACAAGAGCGACCACAAGAUCGUCAUCCCCGACAAGCUCAUCAAGCAAAGGGAGAAACAGAAGCAGAAGCAAAAAAGAUCUCUCGACCUGGCCAGGAUACAGUGGAAGCCGCCAGUGUUUACAGCCUGGAGCCGGACGUGGGGCUGGUAA
Messenger RNA from Hirsutella rhossiliensis, 579 nucleotides. Its product is annotated as MOZ/SAS family domain-containing protein. Gene Ontology annotation, molecular function: histone acetyltransferase activity. Gene Ontology annotation, biological process: regulation of DNA-templated transcription. The record is from RefSeq and is a predicted model, not a curated record. The transcript has a single exon. NCBI's taxonomy places the organism in Eukaryota, Fungi, Ascomycota, Sordariomycetes, Hypocreales, Ophiocordycipitaceae. Bases 1 to 579 code for a protein of 192 amino acids.